AUCGUUUCGGGAGCGCUUUAUUUUGCGGAUUCGGGCCGAUUUAAGGAGGGAUUGGGGGGUUUUGAGGGUUUUUUCCCCGGUUUGUGGGAACGCCCUGCCCGCACUCAAGAUGGCGGCGGCGCUGAGGCGCUGAGGCCGCGGCCGCCAUGGCGGGAACCGGCGGCGGGCGCUUCCCAGGUAUCCGGCUCCAAAUCCCGUGGCUGCACUCAAAAUGCAGGAGAGGAAGGCGGCUGUGCCGGUGGCACAAGGAGCAAAGCGGAACAUUGCCAGAGGAUGGUGAGGGCUGCUCCUGAGGGAGCCUGGAAUUCCUCGGGGGAGGAGCCUUCCCAGCGCUGUCCCGAAGGCUCCAUGUCAGGUCCUGGUGUCACAGGAGCUCUCGGGGGAGCGCGGAUCGGGAUCUUAUCGCGGGCGGGAAUCUGGCAAAGGAGCGGCAGGGAAUUAGCAGGUGCUGCUCUCAUUGAUUUCUCUAAGCACUGCACACAACCCGGGAUUUCCUGCUGGAAACCACGGAGGCAGCAGAAGGGCUGGAAGCUCCUGUGGAUAUUGGAGCCGAACCUCUGGAUCUGCACGGCUGCCGGUGGGCCGGGGUUGUGUCUCCAGGUGGGAACAGCUGGCAGGUGUUGGGUCGGGAGCGUUGCGGAGAUCCCUGCUGGCUGUGGGAAUUGCCCGGUAGGAAUGCGGAUGAGAGCGAUCCUUUUCCAACAGAAUACAGGCUCUUGUGCCGGCGUUCCCUCAAUUUCCUGCUCCUGGGAGAUGGUUUAGUUCAGGUGCUGGUGGUCCAUCCAAGCUUGGAGGUCUUUUCCAACCCCAGCAGUUCUACAAUUCCACCCCUGCGGGGUGAGCAAGGAAUGAGGGCGUGGAAUUCUGCUGGGCUUUCCCUGCCAGACUUGAAUGGAAGGAUAGGAAAAAUCAUUCCAGCGUUUCUCUGUUUCCUUCUGGCAGGAUGGAGAAGAGGAAAAUCCUGAUGAAGUCCAAGGUUGCUGCUCCCAACCUCCUGAGGGCUCUGCAUUCCCUGUACCGGCUCGGGCACCUCUGCGACGUGACGGUUCUCACCCAGCACCUGGGAAUUCAGGAGGAAUUCCUGGCUCACAAAGCCGUCCUGGCAGCUUCCAGCAACUACUUCAGGGGGCUUUUCCUGCACCAGGAGACGCUGGACGCCCAGAAGUGCACGGUGACCCUGCAGGACAUCUACACCGAGGAGUUCACCUCCUUCCUGGAGUUCGUCUACACGGCAGAGGUGGAGAUCGAGGCGGGAAAGCUCCAGCGGAUGAAGGAAAUAGCGGAAAGGCUGGAAUGCAAGGAUUUGCUGGACAUCUGUGAAGAAGUGAAGGCAGAGGGCAGGAAGGGCUUGGAUUUGAGCCUCCGCCUGAAAGGGCGGAGGGGUGAGAACGGGGGAUUGCAGUGGCCUGGCAUCCAGCAAGAGGAGAACCCCAGGAACUCCGCCCAGGUCGUGGCAAUUCCCAUGCAGAGGAAACUUUGGGAUAGGCAGAAGCAUCAGGAGCUGCUGCCGGAGCUCAUGGGAGGCCAGGCGGGAGGCCUGGAGCGGGAGGCCGCAGCUUUCCCAGCCCCCAAAUCCAGGCCGGCAAAGCUGCCCAAGUGCAAGGAGACGCGUUCCCCGUUGGGACUGGGUGUGGCCAUCAGCAGCCUGGAACACCAGGAUGGCCGUUCCCUGGGCGAGGGGCAGGAGCGGAAGCGGGAAUGCCAGGCGUGUCCCUACUGCGACGAGGCCGUCGGCUCCGAGCGCGGCCGGACGCGCGGCGGGGACGGGCCCUACCGGGGCUUCGCCCAUGGGGCCGCCUGCACCUCCCACCUCAGGAAAAUCCAUGAGUCUGGGCAAGAGAGGAAACUCCUGCCUGUCUACUGGAUGGUGGUUCCACCUCCGCACGGCCCAAACCCCACAGGCCGUGGCAGAGAUCCCGACGGAGAGACUCGGGAUGGGACACCGGAAACCUCGGGGCGCGAGGAAGACCCCGGGAAUUCCUCCGUUGCUGAAGCAGAAAGGAGCAAGGAGCAAGAGGAAUCCCAGGAAGCUGAAGGAGGGAAUGAAGAUGAAGGUGGAAUGAGUGUGAAGGGCAAGGAGCAGGGAGAAUACGACGCGGGAUACUCGGAAGUUGAAGGAAGCAGAGACAACGAGGAAUGUCACCAGGAGCAGGAGGAGGAGGAGGAGGAGGAAGCCUCAACAGAGAAGGACAGCAGCGAACCCGAAGCGGGGUUCAAGCUAAAGAAGGCCGGUAAAAGCGUGGCCAACAAGAAAUCCCUGUGCGUGAUCCAGUGCGACAAGUGCCAGGAGCAGUUUGUUUCGCGGAAGCAGUAUGUGGAUCACUGCCGGGACGCGCACCAGAGCCUGCCCGGCAAGGCCUACCGCUGCGAGCUGUGCGGCAAGGCCUUCGCCAGCUCCACCAGCUGCAAGGAGCACCGCGCCUGCGUGCACAGCGAGGAGAGGAGGUUCUCCUGCGGCCUCUGCCAGGCCACCUUCAAGAGGAAGCGGGAUGUGAGGAGCCAUUCCGUGCGGAAGCACGAGGGCCGGGCCAAGCGGCCGCUGUGCUCCGUGUGCGGAAAGAUGCUGAGCUCCCGCACGGCGCUGGUGCUGCACAUGCGGACGCACACCGGCGAGAAGCCCUACGAGUGCGCCGUGUGUCGCUCCAGGUUUGCUCAGCCGUCCCAGCUCAAGAUCCAUACCAGAUCCCACACCGGGGAGAAGCCCUACAUUUGUGAGGACUGCGGCGCUUCCUUUGCCGACAGAGGAAAACUCACCGGCCACAAAAGGACACACACAGGAGAGCGGCUCUUCGGGUGCGACGUGUGCGGGAAGCACUUUGCCACCAACGAGUACCUCAAGUGCCACAAGCGCUGCCACCUGGGAGCCAAACCCUACAGCUGCCAGGUCUGCGGGAAAACCUUCGGCCUCAGAGCCUCCCUGGCCCAGCACAGCAACGUCCACGCAGAGAGGCGUCCCUAUUUCUGCGAGCAGUGCGGCAAGGCCUUCACGCAGCCGGGAGCUCUGCGGCGCCACCAGCGCAUCCACACCGGAGAGAAGCCCUACAAGUGCCGGGCCUGCGACAGGACCUUCACCGACAUGUCCACCCUGCGCCGGCACGCGGCGAUCCACGACCGCAACGCUCACUGGAGGAGCUUCUUGAUCGACCUCACGCAGAAAAAACACCACAACUGGUCCAAGAUCGAGACUUUGGCGGAGGCGCAGCCAGGACGGGAUCCCACGCCGGGAAUUUGCUCUCUGGACCACGGGCAACCUCACAAACCACAAAGGGCCAAAUCAGCGGCAGCAGCAGCGGCAGCAGGCGUGAGCCCCGGGCCUGGGGACAGCGGCGGCGCUGAGCCCUCCCUUUUGUACUUAUAAAGUCCAUUUUAGCCCCAAAACGGGCGCUUCGAGGUGGGAACUCUCCUUUGGGAUGCAGGGAGCCGUUCCCAGCGCUCGGUGUGACCUCGGGAGCGUUACGGGUGCUGAAGGGGUAAUUUUCCCUCCUCAGGAGGGUUUUUAUUCCACGGAAACCUUUGCAGCCUUCCGGAGGUUUGUGUUUUUCCCCGAAGCUGUGGGAGCAUCCCAUUGGGAGUGGGCGGGGCGGGGUGUGUGUUUACGGGCCGCUGUAAAUCACCAGUUCCGCCUUUAAUAAAGCUGUCAGUGCCGCCCA
Molecule: messenger RNA, 3650 nt
Organism: Parus major (Great Tit)
Lineage: Eukaryota; Metazoa; Chordata; Aves; Passeriformes; Paridae
Product: GDNF-inducible zinc finger protein 1
Exons: 8
Coding region: 944-3358 (804 amino acids)
Biological process (GO): regulation of transcription by RNA polymerase II
Cellular component (GO): nucleus
Molecular function (GO): protein binding; RNA polymerase II cis-regulatory region sequence-specific DNA binding; DNA-binding transcription factor activity, RNA polymerase II-specific
Source: RefSeq, a predicted model, not a curated record